GGCUCCUCGUUCCCUUCACCGUUGCUGCUUGUUUCGCUUUGUGGCCGCUGCAGAUCGUACGCUGCGGGGAGGAGCAGAGCAUUGACGCACCCCGGCAACUCACGUACCGUAAUCCGGUGCUGAACAGCGCGAUGCUGAAACGGCAAAGUCCUUCGUAAAGCGCCUGUGUGUGUGUGUGUGUGUGUUUUCCUCUUAUCUGCUCCUUUGGUCAAGAGAUUUUUUUUUUUCUGAGGGGAGAGAAGAAAAGGCGGUGCCUCGCAGAAGCAGAAGCUACCAGUCCAUCUCAUUAUAGUUAUUUUCGUUUACAUUUCUUCUCUAUUGAUCUUCCUGUUCUCUUCACCCAUCAGCGGUAGUUUCUCGUCCUCUUUCUCUCCCUCUCUCUCUCUUUACGUGAGAUACAUGGCUUCCCCGGAAAGACCGGCUGCUGACGCCGCUGCGGCGCAACCGUCAUCGUCGCCGGCGGCUCUUCCGCUGCCAACUCCCCCCUCCAUUGAUGAGGCGCUUUCCUACUGGAUUGGCCUGUCGCAGCUGAUCGGCAGCGUCGCCGUCCCCAGUCGGGCUAAUGGAUCGCUGGAAAGCUCCACUGCAGUCGUGUUCACCCGUUACACGCUGCAGGGUAUUCUUCUCUUCUGCGGCAUCAAACAACAUCGUCUUCAACAAAGGGUAGACCACAUGAUUGCCCAAAUGCUUGCUGCAACCUCUGCGUCGCCUCCGUCGAUGACGACGAGGACGACGACAGCACCCAGCUCAAGCCCCUUCCUUCUUCUUGUGGACAACGAUGCUGCGCAUGGUGGACCUGCUCAACCCGCCUCCCUGUCUCUGUUAAUACGAGACUGGCUGUUGAUGUCCCUCGACGAUGCAUCGCCUUGCACAACAGCUUCCCCCCAUCACCUUCACCCCUCCCGUCGCUAUCAACUUCACGUCCCCGCCGCGGCGUGGGAGCGCACCAUCAUCAAGGCCCUCGGAAACGAACUACGAGGGCAGAUGAUCUGCCUGCGACCCCUCCUGCGCUGGAACACGGCCUGUGCCCAACAAUGUGGACAGACGCCGGUGGUGGUUCUCAUCGGUGGCACCAGCGGCUCCGGCAAGAGCACGUUGGCCCGGCUGGUCGCGAGUCAGCUGCGGAUCGCUAACGUGCUGUCCACCGACAUCGUUCGCCAAGUCUUGCGGGCACGACUGGCGAGCCGUGCGCCCGACUACCCGACGCUCUUUGUUUCCACCUACGAGGCGUACAAGGCGGUGGCCGCCAACGCGUCUGACGCGUGUCCGCAGGAUGUCGUGGCGGCGUACGAGUCUCAGUGUGAGUUAGUUCUGCAAGUGCUGGACGGGAUGCUGAAGCGCCUGCUCGCCCGCCGCGAGUCGGUGGUGAUCGAAGGCGUGCACCUCCUGCCUAAGUACUUGACGUCCAAACGGGCGGAGCUGCUCGUGGACCGUGUUAUUUGCGUGCCCGUCCUCGUGCAAAUCCCGAAGGCGAGCGGCCACCUCGAACGCUUCUGCGUCCGCUCACGUGGCAUGUCGCUUCAGUCAGACAACAACAAGUACAUCGCUUCCUUUCAAGCCAUUCGCACCAUCCAAAGUCACCUCGUCUCCACCGUGGAGGAGGCGGCGAUGCCGGUGCUCGUCCUGACCAACACAAACGUGGAUAAGUCUUUUCUAGUGCUGCACCACGCGGUGUUGGAGACGAUGGAGCACACGGCGCUGAACGGGUGGCCGGCCGACCCGGCAGCUGCCGCGCAGGUGCCACUGACGCCCCUCGCCUUCACCGCUACAAAGCGUAGACUGGUCGCGGUAGUGCGACAGCGGCGAACGCAUCGUGGUACGGCAGGUGCUGUCGCCGAGAGCGGCGGGAAUGGUGGUGGUGGCGUUGAGAGGGGCGCCGCAGCAGUGCGUGAUGGACGCGGCGGCGCGCCCGUAGAAGACGUUGCAGGAUCCGGAGAGGACACGCCUCUUUCUGCAGACACGCGAGCUGCCCCACCGCGGCGCCUGCCACUCGAGGUUUUCGGUGCGGAGGGUGGCGCACCCAACGGCCUUGCGUUUCCUGCCGGUGUUGCCGGCGCUGUCGCGGCUUCGUCGCGCGCGCGCUCGGCCGAGCUGCUUAGCACCAUGCAACGUCGUUUGCUGGAUCGAGAUCUGCUCUACUCGUCUCGACACGCCGAUGCUGUCCACGCGCACGCCGACCCCGUACCUUCGCGUCCAACCGCGCAGGCGAAGGCGGCGAUCUCACCUGUUGGGGCUCUCCCCUCGUCCUCCUCACCCAUUCCAGUGAGCCGCCGCCCUGCCCCGCCGAGCUCCACCGUCACGCACGGCACCGAUUCAAAUCAGCUCUCCUGUGCCUCUGUCGUGGAUGGCGGCGGCAGCCCCUUCCGCGCCGCAGCGCCGCGUCGAUCCACCACCACGAGUCUUAUUCAGCCCAGCUCGUUCAGCGCCUUUCCCUCGUCGAAGGUCGGCGAGGAGGUCUUCGAUGAGUUGGAAAUGCCCUCGUUGAUGGGCUCGUAG
This is a messenger RNA of Leptomonas pyrrhocoris, 2496 nucleotides long. RefSeq lists its product as hypothetical. The coding region runs from base 400 to 2496 and encodes 698 amino acids. The record is from RefSeq and is a predicted model, not a curated record. Lineage: Eukaryota; Euglenozoa; Kinetoplastea; Trypanosomatida; Trypanosomatidae. The transcript has a single exon.